UAACCUGGGUUACUUCUCUAGAGCCCACGCCUGGGAUUGUCUUCAACAAUAUUCAUUGGCCAGUGGACCAUCAGUCACACCGUUACUCUUUUGUCUGAAGAUCUUACCAACUUCAGUAGAAAGCACUCUAUUGUACACAAUGAGUAACAUGGCGACAGAGAUUUUGGCCUUUAUUCUCACCACGUCUGGCUGGGUCCUGAUCUCCUCCACCAUACCCACGGAUUACUGGAAGGUGUCCUCUCUGGACGGCACGGUCAUCACCACAGCUACCUUCUGGUCCAACCUGUGGAAGACCUGUGUCACUGAUUCAACAGGAGUCUCCAACUGCAAGGACUUUCCCUCCAUGCUGGCACUGGACGGCUACAUCCAGGCCUGCCGGGGUCUGAUGAUCACUGCUGUAUGUUUGGGCUUCUUUGGUGCUGUCUUUGCCUUGGUCGGAAUGAAGUGCACCAAGAUUGGGGGAUCAGACCAAAGCAAAGCCAGGACAGCUUGCAUCGCCGGAGUCAAUUUCAUACUCAGCGGUCUCUGCUCAUUGUCUGCAUGCUCCCUGUAUGCACACAGGAUAACAUCUGAGUUUUUUAACCCCAUGUUUGUCGCUCAGAAGUAUGAACUGGGGGUUGCCUUGUUCAUUGGUUGGGCAGGAUCUAUUCUUUGUAUUCUGGGAGGGGUGAUACUCUGCUUCUCAAUAGCAGAUAGUUCCACUACAAGUCACACAGGCUAUGCCUACAGAGGAGCUACCUCUGCCUCUAAUGUUUCUUCUCACCCUAGAGGGCAUGCACAGCCCAUGAGCCAGAGGCCUCCACCAGAGUACAGUAGCUCUUCUAGAGUACAGCACUUUGAUAAGAAUGCCUAUGUGUAAGGGAUGAUAGGACAAAUGCAGAACCUGAACAGCGGCAUGGUCUCGAGAGGCCAAUUUACUGCCAUACCAGUUAAAAGGAGGAGAAAGAAUGUGUUACGUGACUGGCUGGCCCAUUGUGUCACAAAUUAUGACAGAUCAGAAAGAGAUCACUUUAUAUUGGAGUUGAUCCCCCUGUUCACCUAUUUAUGACAGCACUAAUUUCUAGUCCAAUGGAAAUCAGAGCCUUUUUGAGUUCGUAGGAGAUUUGCUGAGAUUUGUGGCUCUGAUAUUUACUUUAUAAUAAAAUGUGAGCCUUCUGGUAGACCUACGCUGCGAAUCGAAAUAGUGUCAAUAAUAACCGGUUUUCUGUACAAUUGUUGAUUUUUUUAUUUUAUUUUUUGAUAAUUGUUUGACAUUAAAGUGAGGAUGUGAACUGUUAUAUUGUCUUGUGUUGCCUGUCUCUUUAUCUGCUAGACACACAUUAAAAUGCUGUUAAUCUUUAAUGACAGAACAUUUAAAAGUAUGUUUAACAUCGACAACAUCAUGUUUCUAACCUACCAUUGACAUAACCAUAAACUACAGCAUGUUUUAUAAUCAACAUAUCUUUGAGGUCACUUUUGGAAAAGUGUUAUCCAUUUACAGUACCUCUUGUAUAUUUCAAUAACUCAUUAUUUACAGUCCAAUUUCAACUGGCACCUAUUUCAGAAAAUCCUAAAAAACUUGUAUUUAGCCUAUUAUAAAAUCAUGUGUAUUUGUGCUUGUUUCAAAUAAUCCUCUCUCCCUAAAAUAUGAUGUAAU
Molecule: messenger RNA, 1636 nt
Organism: Oncorhynchus mykiss (rainbow trout)
Lineage: Eukaryota; Metazoa; Chordata; Actinopteri; Salmoniformes; Salmonidae
Gene: cldn10b
Product: claudin 10b
Cellular component (GO): membrane; bicellular tight junction
Molecular function (GO): structural molecule activity
Source: RefSeq, a predicted model, not a curated record